AUGGUGGAGGCGAGUGGGUUCACCCUAGCACAGGAAAAGGCUCUGGCAAUCUGCCCCAAGAUAUCCAGUUCCAUUAGCAUCCCGUGUUCGCUGUCUAUUAUCUAUGAGGUCCUCUAUCUCAAAAGAACAAGAGGAACCACGCCAGUGCAAAGAGCUUUGAUGGCCAUGAGCUGUGUGGAUAUUCUCGCAUCAUUUGGUUGGUUUCUGUCCACAUGGGCUGUGCCAGAGGGGUCCUUUGUGUACUCGAAAGGCAAUAAAGCAUCCUGCAACUUCCAAGGGUUCCUGCUUCAACUCGCCAUUGGGGCACCACUCUACAACUCCUCCCUGGCAAUAUUCUACUUGCUCAUGAUCAAGAGGAGGUGGACAGAUGACCAACUCAAGAGCAUUGAGAGAGCUGUGCAUGGGGCAAUACUGUCCUUUACGGUUGGCACGUCUAUAUUGCUUCUGUGUUUGGGACAGUACAAUCAUGUGGGUGCAGUAUGCUGGGUCAUCGGUGAUCCACCAGACUGUGGAAAUAGCAGUUUUCAAGGCAGUGAUAUUCCUUGUGAUCGCGGGGACUAUGCCUAUGCAUGGGGCCUUGCUCUGUUCUAUGGGCCUCUUUGGUUCUGUGUGAUAUGCUGCUGCAGUUCCAUGGCUGUUUUGUGGCUAGAAGUCAGAAAGACACACCGCAAAUCCAGAAGGUAUUCUUCUGCCAUUAUGGGAAUGCAACAUUCAACCAACCGAAGUGGACAAGACGAGAAAAAAGUGGCAGUUCAAGCAAUACUUUACUCUCUGACAUUCGUGAUCACCUGGAUGCCAUCUACUCUCUGGUCCGUUGCCCAUUGGUUCAAUUGGAAACAUUAUAUUCUGGAUAUAUCUGCUGCAACCGCAGAGCCGCUCCAAGGAUUGUGGAAUUUUCUCAUUUUCCUAAAGAGCCGACCUGAAACCGUGGAUCGAAUCAGGACUCUCCUGUCGAAAAUAUUCCCAUGUUGUUGUACCGAACCACCUACGAGAAAAAAUAACACGAGACCCCCAAGCGACUUGAGCUACAGUUUUGCCACUGGCCUCAAGAAGCGCUUCAGUGUAUUGAACAAUCUAUCCGACUUGGAUGGGGGCGGCGUUGGCGGAAGUCCUGAGAGUGAAGCGGCAGAUUUUCAAGGGGGGUUCACCGCCAGCCUGUUUGGGAGCAGCAAGAAGAGCGGGGAAAGAUCUGCCGACGUUUUCCCGGCGGAAGUAAUGGCCGAUCUUGACAUGUCUGCCAGUACUCUCGGGGGUUCCAUAGGUGUUGCAAGUUUCCUCAACGAUGACGACGACGACCAGGAGAAGGAGGUCAAACCGCCCGUGCCCAGCCAGAUUCUAGGAGCGAACGAUAGCGCGACCAGCUUUGCAAGUGAAAACUUGUUUCUUCCUCCAACUCAGGUACGCGAUGAAGACGGCGACAGCAGUAGCAGCGAUUCUACUGGAAGCGAUACCGAAGACAGCGAAUCGUCGUCAUCUGGAAGCGAGAGUACCAGCUGCAAUGGAAGUGGACUUUACGUCGAGGGCGACAAAAGUGACGACGGGAUGCAGAUCGGCAAAUCAACAGAUGUUUUCGAUGACGAAGGUGGCAGUAGUAGUAUUAGCUGCUGUAGCAAAAGCGGUGAAGGGUUGAAUACCCGCGCGGCAGAAACCGAAACUUCCAGCGCAAUAGAGAGCCAUCGGGAAAUACAAGAUUUGGUGACGAAUCAUUGUCCCGAGCAGCUUGGCAACUUGGGUGCCAUGCUGAAGCAAUUCAAGGGGAGGGAAGACCAACUGAUUGAAAGGUUGAAGAACAUGCAGGACGAGAGUUCGGCAGUAGACACAGAGUGCGAGUCGUUGUCAGAGAGGGGCGUUCCCUACCGUGUGAGGGUUUUACCAAAACAAUCAUCAGCAGGCUCCCAGGUACAAAUGUUCGCUAACGACUUGAACGAAACGGAGAAGGACUAUUUCUAUUUCACUUGA
Messenger RNA from Seminavis robusta, 1959 nucleotides. The record is from the annotation of a GenBank genome assembly. Lineage: Eukaryota; Bacillariophyta; Bacillariophyceae; Naviculales; Naviculaceae.